Molecule: messenger RNA, 2098 nt
Organism: Bombus impatiens (common eastern bumble bee)
Lineage: Eukaryota; Metazoa; Arthropoda; Insecta; Hymenoptera; Apidae
Exons: 2
Coding region: 1443-1916 (157 amino acids)
Source: RefSeq, a predicted model, not a curated record
AAUAGAACGAAAUGCAUCAUACCUAAUUCAAUAAAAUAAUAUAAAACAGAAAUUGUUGUUCAUCUAUUAUCACCUUAUGAAACGAAAGAAACUUUUUGGACAACCUAGUAAUUAAAAAUACGAUAACUGAUCGAAUUAUGUUUUGCAAUAAGUUUCCUAAGCCAUUUCUAGCGAAAAAGUUUUGAAAUUUAUUAUUCGAUAGAGCAUUCUAUGAAAAUAUUCAGAAAAAUAUAGGUGUUUAUUAAAUUUAUUUGAAUUAUUUAAACUGAUAAUUAUCUUUGAAAUGCGAAAGAUCGAGAAGGAGAAAGUAUAAGGAAAAAUAGAAAUGCUUAUGAGUUAAAGGGAUAAAAUCGGCAGUAAUUUCUUUUUAAGGAAUUAUAAAUUACUGAUUAAUGGUUUCUUAGUAGAUCGGAUUCAUCGAUUGACAGUGAUAAAGAAUCUUAGGAUAACUGUUGUAAGAGACAUGUACAUUAAAAGCUCUUAAAUGGAAGUAUCAAUACAUGUACUAACGAGAAGACAUGCUUUUAUCUCUCUUAUAGUGGCGGUCAAAAUGUUCUGGUUGAGCUAACAAACAAAAUUUUAUUUUUCAAAAUUCAAUUCAACGAUAUAACAAACCUAUAUAACAACCGGAUACUUUUGAUAGUUACUAUCACUAUAUUUAAUAUUCUCAAGAUUUCAAACAAAAAGAAUAUGUGGAGUUCGCUAUACGUUUGCUCAAUCAACGUUUCACACUUCCAAAAAUCAUCAAGCCAAUCUCACAAUAACACGAAAACUUCACAAACUCGCAUUUCUCAGCAUCGUGUCAGCACGAAGCUAUUCAAUUCAACGGCGGAAACUUGCUGCACGAACCACGUGUCCUACAAUUCCCGAACUUUUUAACGCGGCCGUGUUUCCACCGAGGAAAAUAAACGAGUUCGUUCGAAACAAAUGCCGCGACGUUUCCGAAACGUGCUCCAGCGAAGAAUCAGCGUGGCGCGCAUCGAUUUGACUUCCAAAUGGGACUGUAGAAAGCGAGAUCACGUUCGGGACACCGGUUUUCGAGGUAGUCAGUCGUCUGGUAGCAGCGAACGACAACGAAUCCAUGCGAAGUGAAUUUUAACACGGCUCCAUCCGUCGAUUCCUCUCGUUUAACCGACUUUCCACUCGCGUACUCGCGUUCAUACUAACUUUGAAAUACGCCUCGUGUUUCCAUACUUUGGUACAUUCUUAGUCUUUCUUUUUUUCUUCUUUCCUUUUUGUGUUUAUUUAUCUCCGUCGUUCGUUGACCACCAUUAUCGUAGCUUUAUCACGACACUGAUAAAUGGUCCCCUUCUUGCUCGUCGAGAUACGGAAUGGCGCACGCAAUGAGAUGAAUGAAACGUUAAGGAAACAACGAGCUACGUCGCCCAUUCUUCGCGUUUUCUUUCUCGGUACGAAGCCAGCUGGACGGCUAACGUGAAACAAUGGAGAACAAUCUUGCGAACGAGGUGAAAGAGCUGUGGGUCGUUUACGUUUGGUGGUCAUGCGUUCUCAUUCUGAAGAUGAACGCCCUGACGUGGUUCACUGGGCGAAUACGAGCCACCAGACGGGUGAUUCACAGCGAGGAGGACAAAAUGUGGUUGGCAAGUACCGACAUAAUUUUAUGUCCUACCGGAGGAGGUCACGAGGACGUGGUUCGCAUCAGAAAUGCACAUCAACAUGAUCUUGGAAUUGUAAUCCCUUAUCUGCUAAUUGCACCGAUAUGGCUGACUACGUCACCGCUGUUUCCUAUGGCUAGAUUGAUUUUACCCGCUUUUGCGGUAGUUAGCAUAUUACGUACGUUGCUCCACAUUAAAUUCGUGGACCUGCAUCGUUAUUGCAUAACAAUUCUGUCCAUCUCGGAACUUUGCAUUCUAAUUUACAUGUCCGUGGUAUCUGCGUUUUACUACGCAUCUUGAUCUCGGUAUAGUAAUAUACCUAUUUCUUGCAGUUCUAGAAACGUGAUCGUUGCAUUUUGAUACGAUACGUAGCUGCAGCGUUCAACGUGUCUCGUGUCGCGUAAAUCAGUAAAUGUAGACGUCAUCAUUAGUGCGGUUUAUAAAGGUCUCUUUAAUAAAAUUGAAAUAUGAAAAAACUUAAA